AUGGCAGUUCGUAAGUGCGGAUCCGUCCUUCGCACAGCGCACGCCUUCCGGAAAUGCAUCUGCUGCAAUGAUUGAGGAGAUGUGCAUCAGGACCGUGAGCUGACCUCCUCUGGCAACUCUCGUUCCGCACAGGUUGCCGUUUCGAAAACUCUUCCGACGUAAGCCGACCCCACCGCGAGGCGCCACGCUCCGUCAGCCCCUGACGAUCUGAUGAGCCACCGCCACCCCGCUAACGCUCUUACCCCCCGCAUCCGCACAGAUUGGCGUCUUUGCAUCCUUGACCAACUCUUACUGCCUCUCGUCCGUAUCGGUCGGAUCGACCAACUUUUACUCCACCUUCGAGGCCGAACUCGCGGAUGUGAUCCCUGUGAUCCAGACCAGCAUCGGAGGCACACGUAUCAUUGGGAGAUUGGUAGCAGGUACGCCUCACAAAUAACAUUUUUCUGAAUCCCUUGAUUGCCAAGACUGACAGCAAGCAUAAACACAUAGGUAACCGACACGGUCUGCUCGUCCCUUCGACCACGACCGAUCAAGAACUGCAACAUCUGCGCAACUGCCUUCCCGAAUCCGUCGCGCUGCAACGCAUCGAGGAACGGCUCUCGGCGCUGGGCAACAUCAUUGCUUGCAACGACUACGUCGCGCUCGUGCACCCCGACAUUGACCGAGAAACCGAAGAGAUCAUCGCCGACGUGCUCAAGGUCGAGGUCUUCCGUCAAACGAUCGCCGACAACGUGCUUGUUGGGAGUUAUUGCCGCAUUUCGAACCAGGGGGCAUUGGUGCACCCCAAGACCUCGAUCCAGGACCAGGACGAGUUGAGUUCGUUGUUGCAGGUCCCUUUGGUCGCAGGGACCGUGAACCGAGGUUCGGACGUCAUUGGCGCAGGGAUGAUUGUCAACGGUCAGUUUUCGCUCUUUUUGCGCGCGCUUCUCUAUCUUCCGAUACAAUCGAACCGAGGUUCUGACUCUCCUGAACGCACAGAUUGGUCCGCUUUCACCGGUCUCGAAACGACCGCUACGGAAAUCUCGGUACUCGAAGCCGCGUUCAAGCUCGGCGGACAGGACACGAGUAAAAUCGCCGGGAUGAGGGAUACGCUCGUCGAAGGCUUUGCAUGA
Molecule: messenger RNA, 1112 nt
Organism: Microbotryum saponariae
Lineage: Eukaryota; Fungi; Basidiomycota; Microbotryomycetes; Microbotryales; Microbotryaceae
Source: the annotation of a GenBank genome assembly